This is a messenger RNA of Hydra vulgaris (swiftwater hydra), 1209 nucleotides long. RefSeq names its product piggyBac transposable element-derived protein 2-like. The record is from RefSeq and is a predicted model, not a curated record. Lineage: Eukaryota; Metazoa; Cnidaria; Hydrozoa; Anthoathecata; Hydridae.
AUGAGUAUUUCAACAAAAUUUGUAACUACGCCGGCAGAAAUACAAAAAUAUGUCGGAAUUUUGUUUUAUACGUCCAUAUACAGAUACCCAAAUACUCGAGAAUAUUGGGGAGAAAAUUCAUUUGAACCAGUUCGGAAAACUAUGACCAAAAAUCGAUUUGAAGAAAUACGUCGUUAUUUGCAUUUCAACGGCAAUACCAAAAUGCCGGCGCAAAGGGAUUUCAAUUUUGAUCCGAUAUUCAAGAUGCGGCCAAUUAUUGAAUACUUCAAUAUACGUUUUCAGUCGGUACCAAUGUCUCAACGCCUGUGUGUAGACGAACAGAUGUGUUCCACAAAAAUGGUUUCGCAUAUUCGGCAAUACAUGCCCGCAAAACCACAUAAAUGGGGCAUGAAACUAUUCGUGUUGUGCGACACCUAUGGGUUUUCAUACGGAUUUGAGUUAUAUUCUGGAGCAAGUGACAAUAAAAUUCCAAAUGGAGCACCGGAUUUAGCAGAGGAAUAUAUUCUUCGGGCAAAUCGAAUUGCAAAUUGCAAAUUGCCAACAGAUAAAGAAGUUGCGAAGAAACCUCGAGGAUUUUCAACUGAAUAUGUAGGGUCUUGUUAUGGAGUAGACUUGUCGACUACACUGUGGAAAGACAGCAAAGGUGUUCUUUUGGCCUCAACAUACGUAGGAGUAUUACCAUUUAAAAAUGAAAGUAAUAACACCCUGAAGGCAUCAAGAUAUGAUCGUGCCCAAAAGAAGAGAACAGAAAUUGAUUGCCCAAAUAUCAUCCGCGAAUACAAUGCACACAUGGGCGGUGUCGACCUAAUGGACGGUCUUUUGGGUCGAUAUCAUAUUCGCAUGAAAACAGUAAAGUGGACUAGUCGUUUCUUUUAUCAUGUGUUGGACUUGGCCAUGAUAAAUGCAUAUUUAUUACAUAAGAGGAUAAAGAGACAAAAUACAGCAUGCAAUAUACAACUCCCACAAUUCAGAAAAGAAGUGUCUGCAAUGCUUUGCAGAUUUCAAACAGAUGAACCGCAAAAGAGAUCUGUUGAAAGACCGCGAUCAACAAAUGCAAAAGAAGAUCCCGCCCCUAAACGACUGGGCAAGAGGACAUAUUUGCCAGCUGUAGACAUCAGAUUUGAUGGCAAAGAACACUUUCCUCAGUGGCUGGACAGAUCCGGAAAGCGCCAAUGUAAAUUGCCUCGGUGCAAAUCAGAAACGCAAUGA